AUGUAUUCAAUGCAUGGUGGAGGAUAUCAAUAUCCACAAGGAACGACAACAUAUUCUAUUCCUUAUGACAGUAAUCGAACAGCUCAAAAUAAUCCUUUAUCACAAUAUUCUUAUGUUGAACAACAUUCAACAAAUUCUUCACCAUAUACGAAUACUCGAACAAUAAAUAUUUCUCAUUCAGUACCAACACGUCGUGUUAAUCCUGCAUUAACAAUAAAUCCAAAUCAACCAUCACGAUCACAAUAUACUAAUUAUGGAAAACCAACAUAUACUUAUAAAAAAAAUGUAAGUAGUGAAAUAGAUGAUUCACCAAUAAUUGAUCCACGUGCUUUUCAUUAUUUAAAUUUAAAUGAACAAAAAUCAAAAAAAAAAACAACAUCAUCAGAUGAUAUUGAAAGUGGUAUUGAUACACGACCUAUAAUUAAUCUUGAUGCAGUUGCACAAUUAGAACGACGACGACAGAAACUCAUAGAAAAGAACAAUCGAUUACGUGGUGAUGAUGGAUCCAAGGAAGGCAUUGAUGAUAGGUCUAUUAUAGAUUCCAAUGCCUUUCGUUAUAUUGAAGCGAAGACAAAUAAGAUUGAAAAACAAGGUCAAGGUAUUACUAGUGGUAUUGAUGAUAGACCCAUUGUAAAUCCAGAUGCAUUCAAAUAUUUAAAUGCUAAACGUCGAGAAAAAUCAGCAAAACAAUUAGAUGAACCAUCGAUUGAUACUCGUUCAAUAAUAGAUCCAGAUGCAUUUAAAUAUAUUGAAAAACGUAAUAUACCAACAGCAAGAACUAUUGAAAGUGGUAUUGAUAGUGAACCAAUUGUUGAUCCAAAUGCUUUUCGUUAUUUGGAAAAAAAUCAACUACCACAACGUCGUGAUGUACAAUCAGGUGUUGAUACAACAUCAAUAGUUAAUCCAGAUGCAUUUAAAUAUAUUGAAAAACAUACACCAACAAAAUCAGAACCAAUAGAACCAUCAAUUGAUUAUCGUCCAAUAGUUAAUCCAGCUGCAUUUAAAUAUAUUGAAAAACGUACAAUAACAAAAUCUGAACCAAUAGAACCAUCAAUUGAUGAUCGUCCAAUUGUUAAUCCAGAUGCAUUUAAAUGGAUUGAACGAAAAGAAACAAAACGUCGUGUUGAUAAUGAACCAGAAAUUGAUGAACGUUCAUAUGUUAAUCCACAAGCAUUUCGUUAUAUUGAUCGACAUGUAGGAAAAAGAAAUGAUAUACCUGUACCUGAAAUUGAUACACGUAGUUUAAUACUUGAAAGAAAUCCAAAUGCAUUUAUUCAUCUUGAACGUAAAUAUACAACUGGAAAAAAUGAUAUUGAAAGUGGUAUUGAUCAACGUUCUUAUGUUGAUCUAGAUGCAUUUAAAUAUAUUGAAGGUCAAAAUAAAAAUUCAAAAAAUAAAACAAUACAUUCAUUUAUUGAUCCAUCAAUUGAUACAAGAUCAUAUGUUAAUACAGAAUCAUUUCGUCAUCUUGAAGGUAAACAAGGAAAAACAACAUAUGAUAAUUAUAAUGUUCAUGAAGGUAUUGAUGAACGACCUUUUAUACCAUUAACUGCUUUUCGUCAUCUUGAAUAUACAGAUGAACAAAAUUAUCCUUAUGAUAUUGAUUAUUUAACAUAUGGACAAACAGAUUUAUGUCCUGUUUUGACAUUACCUCAACAUGGAUUUUUCUUUUCGGGACAUUGUGAACGAGAAUCAGGUUCAUUAUGUGGUCUUGGAUGUUUAACUGGUUAUCGUCUUGUUGAUGGAGAUAGUUUUCGUGAAUGUCAAUCAGAUGGAACUUGGACAGGACAACAACUAAAAUGUGAAGAAAUUCGUUGUCCUCCAUUAAAAAUUAACACUCAAGUGAUUCAAGAAUGUUUACCAAAACAGAACACUAGUGACUUUAAAUUUGGUACAACAUGUCGAGCAAAAUGUAGCAAAAUCGGUUAUCAGUUAGUUGGACCACAUACACGUGAAUGUUUAAUUUUAGGCAUAUGGUCAGGUUAUGAUCAAUUUUGUAUUGUUAGUCAUGAAACAACAAUGCGUGCAAUUACAAAAACAGGUUCAACUCAAUUAUUACCAAUAACAUCAAUAAAAAGCAUUCAAAAAUAUCAUGAUUAUUCAAAUUUUGCUUUGAAUAUUAAUAAAAAUGAUACGGGUAUUGUCUUAUCAUUUAUUGAACCAUUACAAUUUACUAUCAUAUUUUGGUUUUAUCUUGAAAAUGGUGAUAAUGUUUCUCUUAUUUCAUUAAAAGAAAAAAAUGAUAAAAAGUUUUUCGAAAUUACUGUUCGACAAAAUAGACUUGUUUAUUAUCAUGCAUCACGAAAUCAAACUCAACCAACAUUAAUAAAAAUUCCUUUAUCAAAAUGGAAUCAUUUUGCAUGGAUAUAUUCAAAUAAAAUUCAACAUUCAUAUUUAUAUAUUGAUGAUAUUUCAUCAUUGAUUUUAUUUAAUCAAACAUUUCAUGGUCGCAUAACAAGAUUAGAAAUUUGGAAUGAAAUGUUAUCUGAACAAAAAGUAUUGAUUAGUUAUCGUGAUUGUCGAAAACAAAAUGGAGAUAUUUUCUCCUGGUCAAAAGUAUCAAAUCAAACAUGGAUCGAUACUAAUAAAUUAAAAAGUUCAUCAUUCUGUUCUGGAUGUUCGGAACCUGCAUCAAUUCAUGGUGGAGUAUAUCAUGUAUCUGAUUACGAAGUUGGUUCAUUUGUAGAAUAUAAAUGUAAUUAUGCUUAUGAAAUGAUUGGUGCUAAUCGUAUUUAUUGUAUGGUACCAUCAGAAUGGUAUCCAUUACCACCGAUUUGUAAAUAUAAUCCAUGUACAUCAGAUUGUGAACUAUGUGACAAAAAUACAGGUGUUUGUUUAAGACAAAAGAUUAAAAUCAAUCUUCAAAGUUGUGAUCCUCCAUGUGAUGAAGAUGAAGAAUGUAUUGAUGGAGAAUGUGCUUGGUCGAAUAUAGGUGAUAAAUGGACUUCGACAACAAAUGAUAAUAUAUGUAAUCCACCAUGUUCAUUCGGAACACGAUGUGUCAAUAGACGAUGUGAACCUAAUAUAACAUCUUAUUGUCCAAUACCAUGUCGAUCUGGUCAACUAUGUAUUGAUGGUCGAUGUGGCUGUUCUAAAGGUAUAUGUGAAAAUGGUCGUGUAUGUUAUGAAAUUUGUGAAAUAGGUGAACGUUGUUAUAAUUGGUCAUGUAGUUGUGGUUUUCAAGGUAAAUGUGGUAAAGGUGAAAUAUGUCAAUCAGAUAUUUGUAUGUGUGGUAUACAACGUGGUGGUUGUCGUCCACAUGAACAUUGUAUUCAGGGAAAAUGUGUUUGCAAGACAAAUUCAUGUGAUCAAUGUAAUAAUACAUGUAAAUCAAAUGAAAUUUGUUUAGAUGGAAAAUGUAUUUGUAAAGAACAAUGUGAAAAAACAUUUUGUCCAUUUCCAUGUUUGAAUGGAGGACAAUGCACGGGUUUUUAUCAAUGUACUUGUCGAGAAGGUUGGCAAGGCCAUCGAUGUGAACAACGUCAAAGAAAAAAUAUAACUAUUUCCUAG
Molecule: messenger RNA, 3510 nt
Organism: Rotaria sp. Silwood1
Lineage: Eukaryota; Metazoa; Rotifera; Eurotatoria; Philodinida; Philodinidae
Source: the annotation of a GenBank genome assembly